AUGGGGCCAUGCGAACAGCGCCGAAUAGAUCCUGCCGACGGGCAUGCAUAUAGCUGGGAAGAGAUUUUGUCUUAUUAUUCCGGAACCCAUACCAGAAGAGAAAUCAAGGCGUACUGGAAACGGUGCAAGGAGCUUCCUGCUGUGACUGCUAGUUCAGGCAAGGUCGAGAAGCUGUUCAAGCACAGAUUAGAGGUCGGCUUCGGAAAGGUAUUGAACAUUCUGGAGGAGUCCUACUUGACAGAGGCGCAGCUGGAGUCGAUCUUGAAACUGGGCAGUUCGCAGCCGGACUUUCGCUGGUGGGCCGGCAGAGCGAUGCUUGACUUCAAGUCCGAAGAGGGCCAGUCCUUGGUCUUGUGGCCUCCCUGGACUGCACUGGAAGCAGCUGUCAAGGUGCUCGUUGGCAUUGCAAGGAGAACAAUGCCAGAUGAGGAGCUAGCCCUUAUCCAGCUCAUCGUGAACUACUACCCUGAUGGAGGAAGCAGAGUCCGGUCGCAUCGUCAUCGGUGCCGUCAGGUGUGCUUGUCCUUGGGAGCCGCUCGGACCAUCGAGGAUGGAGCGGCCGCGUGGAGCUCUUGGAGCUCUGGAGGCGCCAGCGUCGACAAGAACGGGAAGUGGCAUCCACCAUUUGGAUGGGCGAGUGGUUCGGGGCCGGAGCCCGGAUGCGACUGGGGCGAUUGGAGCUACCGCUGCGGAUGGCGCAAUCCGGAGUGGUGGGGCGAAGAUGGUCCAAAGAUCUGGUAUGGUCCCAGUAAGCAGCUGGAAGAAGCGGGGAAUAGUGCGGAGAAGCUUAUGGAUAAAGAAAAUCAGGAAGCUCAGGAAUACUUGGCCAAAGUGCAAGGCUUCCAGAGUGGGUUUGAAGGACCUCCAGAGCCACCAAGACCCUCGCAGGUGGUGCAUGGCAACGGUCCUGUGCAAUUGCUGCUAGAGCCUCCCUCCGGAACAGACAUGUUGGAGAUCGCUGAGCACCAGGGGAACUUUGCCAAAGUAAGCAAUGAGCAGCUGGCUGCAGACAAGAUUUUAGAUGUCGAAAAGCAUCUCUGA
Messenger RNA from Durusdinium trenchii, 1041 nucleotides. Lineage: Eukaryota; Dinophyceae; Suessiales; Symbiodiniaceae. The record is from the annotation of a GenBank genome assembly.